AUGUGGAGCUCGAAACGUCUCGUGCUUGUCGCUCUUGUCGCUCUCGUCGUACGUUCGACUUCUGCCUUGCAAAAUGACGAAAAAGAAUGCGAAGUGUGUGUCAAGGUGAUUAACGACCUCAAGGCCACGCACGAGCAGCUGAAGACGGAGAAUCCCGGGAAAAACGAGCAGGAAGUAGCUGAAUUGGCUGUCACGAAGCAGUGCGGCAAGAAGCUGAACCGGAAAGACAACAAGCUGUGCUACAAUCUCGAGCCACUAAAGUCGGACGUGGCACGUCAAGUGCGGAUCAACAAGGAGUCUUUCAAGAUCUGCAAGUUUCUGGAGCAGAAGAAUCCGGACUUUUGCUCCAUGCGAUACCCCGUCCAGACAGAUGCCAAUACCGACUACUCGAAGAUGCGCGUCAAGCAGCUUCGGAAGAUUUUAGGCGAGCGUGGGGUCGAGUGUGUUGGAUGUGUGGAGAAGGCCGACUUUAUCGCCAAGAUCAAGGAAACCGAGUCGAUGCGCACGGAAUUGUAG
This is a messenger RNA of Peronospora matthiolae, 516 nucleotides long. The record is from the annotation of a GenBank genome assembly. Lineage: Eukaryota; Oomycota; Peronosporomycetes; Peronosporales; Peronosporaceae.